Fragaria vesca subsp. vesca is the source of this 1242-nucleotide messenger RNA. RefSeq names its product cinnamoyl-CoA reductase 1-like. The record is from RefSeq and is a predicted model, not a curated record. Bases 1 to 936 code for a protein of 311 amino acids. NCBI's taxonomy places the organism in Eukaryota, Viridiplantae, Streptophyta, Magnoliopsida, Rosales, Rosaceae. Gene Ontology annotation, molecular function: oxidoreductase activity, acting on the CH-OH group of donors, NAD or NADP as acceptor. The transcript has 4 exons.
AUGGCUUCAUCAUCGGAAAAGGCCGUGUGCGUCACCGGCGGCAAUGGCUUCAUCGGCUCCUGGCUAGUCAAGACCCUCUUAGAACGCGGCUACACUCCCGUCCACGUCUCCAUCUACCCCGGCUCCGACGCCUCCCACCUCUUCGCCCUCCCCGGCGCCUCCCCCGCCACCCUCACCGUCUUCGAGGCCGACAUCCUUGACGCCGACGCCGUCUCCAGAGCCGUCCAGAAUUGCAAGGGCGUCUUCCACGUGGCCUCCCCCUGCACCAAUGUCCUCCAGGCCGCUUCCAGCUUCGGCGUCCGGCGCGUCGUCCUCACCUCCUCCAUCUCUUCCAUGGUCCCCAACCCCGGUUGGCCCAGCCACAAAGUCUUCGACGAGACGUCUUGGACCGAUCUCGAUUACUGCAAAUCCCGCCAGAAAUGGUAUCCGGUGUCGAAGACACUAGCAGAGAAGGCGGCUUGGGAUUAUGCAGAGAAGAAUGGAUUAGAUGUGGUAGCAAUCCAUCCAGCCACAUGUCUCGGACCUCUUCUGCAGCCUGGUUUGAAUGCCAGCUGUGCUGUUCUGCUCAACUUGCUGCAGGGAUCCACAGACACACAAGAGUACCACUGGUUGGGGGCUGUGCAUGUCAGAGAUGUCGCCAAGGCGCAAGUUUUGCUGUUUGAGACUCCUGCGGCUUCUGGGAGGUACCUUUGCACCAAUGGUAUAUAUCAAUUCGGUGACUUUGCAGAUAGAGUCUCCAAACUCUUCCCCCAGUUUCCGGUUCACAGGUUUAACGGAGAAACCCAACCAGGCCUCAAGGAUUGCAAGGAUGCUGCAAAGAGAUUAAUCGACCUGGGUCUGGUUUUCACACCAAUUGAAGAUGCUGUCCGGGACACAGUGGAGAGCCUCAAAGCUAGAGGCUUUUUGAAGCAGGAAGAGACGUCACAAUCUAGCUAGUUGGCACAUAACAAUGAGUGGAAAUGAAGUGUUGGUCGACAUAAUUAGUUUCUUAGUCCUCUUCCUAUCAUUGCCUUUAACUUUUAUUCGUUUCAAAAGUUGAACAUUAUCUAUAUAUUCUUGGAACUGAGCAUCAUAUGUUUAUAAAAGUAACAUUAUCUAUCAUUGUUUUUAGUGAUUUCCAAGAGACAAUUGGAGUCACUAGAUGGUGUCGUUUUUACUGCACGGUGCGUAGUGCAGAGUAUAUUGCCUGCAAACUGCAUCUGCAAGCAUGUGGUGAAUUAUCAAUCAAUCUGAAAACCAAGG